This is a messenger RNA of Aspergillus tanneri, 1368 nucleotides long. RefSeq lists its product as uncharacterized. The transcript has a single exon. Bases 1 to 1368 code for a protein of 455 amino acids. The record is from RefSeq and is a predicted model, not a curated record. Lineage: Eukaryota; Fungi; Ascomycota; Eurotiomycetes; Eurotiales; Aspergillaceae.
AUGGCGCCGGCAGUAUCUCUCCGCCUUGUUAUUCGGGUUUCUCUUGACGGCUAUGCUUGUACCUGCAUCUCCCAUGCGCACUCGCUGUUCAGCAUGAAAGGCAUUGCUUUAAGAGGACAAAGGGCUUCAAGAUCCCAGGCUCUCGUCUGCCAAUUAUGCCAAGUAUCAACACCCGCAACUCCCCGAUCUCGAACACAACUCCCCCGAUCUUUUACACCAUUCAUUCCAAUCUCUCCCAGAAUUGAGCUCGGACAAUGGAGACCUAAGAAAGCCUUGCGGAGCAAUUGGGGCUCUAUCAGUAUCAGUGCUAGACGAUAUACUUCCAACCCCUCUCAGACAGCGGUUCUUAAUCCAGAAAAGACAUUGGAACAAAUAGAGCGUGACUCUGUCAAACUCCGCGCAUCGGAUUCAGUGCCGUCUGACGAGUCGGUUUUACGGCUACUUCGGAGUUGUCAGGACGUCGCAGAGAUUCUUGUGUCUUCAAACCCAGAGGGAUUAGAAUUAUCGUCCAAGCAAAAUGGAGAUAACGCAGUGUCGUCUCUAUUGGACCUAGAGGAAAAGAAAAGCAGCGGGAAGCAGUCUAAAGCCCCCAGGCUACAGCAGUCACAGUUAGCUGAUUCACUUUCACGGAUCACCUACGACCUGUUAACCGACAAGAAAGUAUUCAUUUCACCCGAAGUACUGGCCAGUUACACCAAAAUCCAAACUUUGCUCAAACAAGGCCAGAGUUUCCCCGAGAUCUUCUACCUUUACGCACACAAGCCGGUCCCGGAAGAGAACAGUUCGCCUAUUAGAUAUCAUAAGUCCAACCCCAAGAAUGUCAAUAGUGCAGUACCUACGGAACUGGCCCACCUGGCUCUGGAUAUUGCUAUCGAGCAGCGCAAUCUCUCUCUCGUUCUCGCCAUUAUCGAUAACACUUUCUGCGCCCCCGCAUUUCAUCGAGCAAAGCUCUUUAAAAAGGCAGUUGUUCCACUUGGGGGCUUGGCUGCCACACCAGCUGCCUGCUAUGCAAUUGCCUCCUGGGCCUCGACUUUGCAAAAUACAAUGGACCCGAGCAUGGCGACGGGUAUCGCGUUCGCAGCGAGUCUUGCGUACGUCGGAGGAGUGUCUUCAGUUGGUCUAUUGGCUAUCACGACUGCCAAUGAUCAAAUGCAGCGCGUGACGUGGCUGCCUGGAAUCCCGCUGCGGCAUCGCUGGCUGCGAGAAGAAGAACGCGCCGCGCUGGAUAAGGUCGCCGUUGCAUGGGGCUUUAAGAACGUCACAUUCUGGGGCGAAGAAGAGGGGGAAGAAUGGGAGAACCUGCGGGAGUUUAUCGGUAUGAGGGGCAUGAUUUUGGAUAAGACAGAUUUGAUGCCAGGAAUGCAAUGA